AUGAAAGUACUAAUCGUAGUAGCUUGCUUGGCAGCACUCGCUUGCGCCAACGAGCAAGCAUGGAAUAGUUUCAAAGCAGGAAAGCAAUACAAAUCUCUCAUUGAAGAGCGUCUUCGUCAACAAAUUUUUUUGAACAAUGUUCAAAAGAUUGAAGAACACAACGCCAAGUAUGAACAAGGAUUGGUUACUUACAAAAUGGCAAUUAAUCAAUUUGCUGACUUAACUGAAAAAGAAUUUUUGGCUUUCUUGAAACUUAGCGGUCCAGCUAAAAAACCUAAAGCCACCGAAGUCUUUAACGCCACCAAGGCAGCACCAUCCUCCAUUGAUUGGAGGUCAUCUGGCGCCGUUACUCCAGUAAAAGACCAAGGCAGCUGCGGAUCUUGCUGGUCAUUCUCUGCUACUGGUUCAUUGGAAGGUCAAAACAAAAUCCUCAAUGGAAAACUUGUGUCUCUCUCUGAGCAAAACUUGGUUGACUGUUCAUCAUCCUACGGAAACUACGGAUGCAACGGCGGUUUGAUGGUAUCAGCUUUUCAAUACGUUAGGGACCACGGAAUCGAAAGCGAAUCCAGCUACCCAUACACUGGUCGCGAUGGAAGUUGCAAAUUUGUCUCCAGCAAAUCUGUCCUUAAGAUCAAAGGAUACACUGAAAUCUCCCAGGGUAAUGAAAAUCAACUUAUUAAUGCCCUCGGUACGAUUGGUCCAAUAUCUGUCGCCAUUGAUGCCACCAGCAACCUCCAAUUCUACAGCUCUGGAAUCUUCACUGAUAGCAGUUGCUCUCCAUAUUCUUUGAAUCACGGUGUCUUGGCUGUCGGUUAUGGAUCUAACUACAUUAUCGUUAAAAACUCCUGGGGAACCAGUUGGGGAGAAUCUGGCUAUGUCAGAUUCAAGCGUGGAUCUAACUUGUGCGGUAUUGCUACUAUGGCUAGCUAUCCAAGAUUAAUAUUUGGAAUGGGUGCUAUCAGUAAAGAUUCCAGAGCUGUAGAAUUGAAGGUUGCUGGUGGCAUCAAUGGCGACAGAGAUUGGACCAAUCGAACCGAGAGCAUUAAUAAGUUGAGUUUCAUUAUCUUCAAUUUUAGUUUCAGAAAAAUGAAAGUACUAAUCGUAGUAGCUUGCUUGGCAGCACUCGCUUGCGCCAACGAGCAGGCAUGGAAUAGUUUCAAAGCUGGAAAGCAAUACAAAUCUCUCAUUGAAGAACGUCUUCGUCAACAAAUUUUUUUGAACAAUGUUCAAAAGAUUGAAGAACACAACGCCAAAUAUGAACAAGGAUUGGUUACUUACAAAAUGGCAAUUAAUCAAUUUGCUGACUUAACUGAAAAAGAAUUUUUGGCUUUCUUGAAACUUAGCGGUCCAGCUAAUAAACCUAAAGCCACCGAAGUCUUUAACGCCACCAAGGCCGCACCAUCCUCCAUUGAUUGGAGGUCAUCUGGCGCCGUUACUCCAGUAAAAGACCAAGGCAGCUGCGGAUCUUGCUGGUCAUUCUCUGCUACUGGUUCUUUGGAAGGUCAAAACAAAAUCCUCAAUGGAAAACUAGUGUCUCUCUCUGAACAAAACUUGGUUGACUGUUCAUCAUCCUACGGAAACAACGGAUGCAACGGCGGUUUGAUGGUAUCCGCUUUUGAAUACGUUAGGGACCACGGAAUCGAAAGCGAAUCUAGCUACCCAUACACUGGUCGCGAAGGAAGUUGCAAAUUUGUCUCCAGCAAAUCUGUCCUUAAGAUCAAAGGAUACACUGAAAUCUCCCAGGGUAAUGAAAAUCAACUUAUUAAUGCCCUCGGUACGAUUGGUCCAAUCUCUGUCGCCAUUGAUGCCACCAGCAAUCUCCAAUUCUACAGCUCUGGAAUCUUCACUGACAGCAGUUGUUCCCCAUAUUCUUUGAAUCACGGUGUCUUGGCUGUCGGUUAUGGAUCUAACUACAUUAUCGUUAAAAACUCCUGGGGAACCAGCUGGGGAGAAUCUGGUUAUGUCAGAUUCCAUCGUGGAUCUAACUUGUGCGGAAUUGCUACCAUGGCUAGCUACCCAAGAUUCAAGAACACCGUGAUUCAAAGAAUAUUUGGAACAGGUGCUAUCAGUAAAUAUUCCAGAGCUGUAGAAUUGAAGGUUGUUGGUGGCAUCAAUGGCGACAGAGAUUGGACCAAUCGAACCGAGGCAGAGAAUGACCAGCAAGAUCCGCAGCUGCCUUGGUCUUUUACAGGUGUAACGGCUCCAGUUGAUCUCCAAUCAAUGGAGGAUGGGGCGGCUUUGGUGAAUUUAAUAAACAACAAUAAUAAUAAAUAUACUUACUUAUUUCUUGUCUUACAUGUAUACAAUUAUAAAUUAAUAUUUAGUUUCAGAAAUAUGAAAGUACUGAUCGUAGUAGCCUGUUUGGCAGCACUCGCCUGCGCCAACGAAGAGGCGUGGAACAAUUUCAAAGCUGGAAAGCAAUACAAAUCUAUAAUCGAAGAGCGUCUCCGCUACCAAAUUUUCUUGAACAAUGUCCAAAUGAUUGAAGAACACAAUGCCAAAUAUGAACAGGGAUUGGUUACUUUCAAAAAAGCAGUAAAUCAAUUUGCUGACUAUACUGCAGAAGAAUUCAAGGCUUUCUUGAAACUUAGCGGUUCAGCUAAGAAAGUUAAGUCCACAGAAGUCUUCAAACCCACUAAAUCCGCCCCAUCCUCUAUCGACUGGAGAGCAACUGGCGCCGUUACACCAGUAAAAGACCAAGGCAGCUGUGGAUCUUGCUGGUCAUUCUCUGCUACUGGUGCUUUGGAAGGACAAAACCAAAUCCAAAACGGAAAACUCGUUUCCCUCUCCGAACAAAACUUGGUUGACUGUUCCAGUUCCUAUGGAAACUACGGAUGUAACGGUGGUUUGAUGGUAGCCGCUUUCGAAUAUGUCAGAGAUCACGGAAUCGAGAGUGAAGCUGCUUACCCAUACACCGGUCGUGACGGCUCUUGCAAGUAUGACUCCAGCAAGUCAGUCCUUACUGUUAGCGGAUACACCGAAAUCUCCGAAGGUGAUGAAGACGAUCUUGUUGAAGCCAUUGGUACCGUUGGUCCGAUUGCUGUAGCCAUUGAUGCCACCAACGAACUCCAAUUCUACAGCUCUGGAAUCUUUACUGAUAAUACCUGCUCCGAAUAUGCUUUGAACCACGGUGUUCUUGCUGUUGGUUACGGAUCUGACAACAUUAUCGUCAAAAACUCUUGGGGAACCAGUUGGGGAGAAUCUGGCUAUGUCAGAUUCAAGCGUGGAUCUAACUUGUGCGGUAUUGCUUCCAUGGCUAGCUACCCAAGAUUGUAAUUUAAAAUCAUUUUAAAUAAAACUGCAAUAUAGAAAUAA
Messenger RNA from Aethina tumida (small hive beetle), 3315 nucleotides. RefSeq lists its product as uncharacterized. Gene Ontology annotation, cellular component: lysosome. The record is from RefSeq and is a predicted model, not a curated record. NCBI's taxonomy places the organism in Eukaryota, Metazoa, Arthropoda, Insecta, Coleoptera, Nitidulidae. Gene Ontology annotation, molecular function: cysteine-type endopeptidase activity. Gene Ontology annotation, biological process: immune response. Bases 1 to 3276 code for a protein of 1091 amino acids. The transcript is spliced from 10 exons.